AUGACAAGGUCAGAGCCUACCGAAGAACCACGUCAACACGUUCGCGUGGCUGUCACACAAGCAGAACCCAAAUGGCUCGACCUACAAGGCUCUAUCGAAAAGACUUGUGCCUUGAUUAAUGAAGCGGCUAAAAACGGCGCCAAGUUGCUAGCCUUUCCUGAGUGUUGGAUCACUGGAUAUCCUGCCUGGAUCUGGUCGCGACCAGUAGACCCGGAUCUGACCUGCCGAUACAUCAAGAAUUCCCUUCGUACCGAUGGACCUGAGAUGGCCAGGAUCCAACAGUGUGCCGCGGAUAACAACAUCGUAGUUGUGCUUGGGUUCUCGGAGAACUCACAUAAUACUUUGUACAUUUCGCAGGCAAUCAUUGACUCAAAUGGCCAGAUACUGGCGCUUCGACGCAAGCUCAAAGCUACUCAUAUGGAGAGGACCAUAUUCGGCGAUGCUUCUGGCGAUGCUCUGACUAGCGUUGUUGAUACUGGCCUUGGCCGUGUAGGAGCGUUGUCGUGCUGGGAACACACUCAGCCUUUGCUCAAGUAUUAUCUAUAUAGUCAACGUGAGCAAAUCCACGUUGCUGCAUGGCCGCCUCUAUUUCCUUACAAGAGUGAGAAAGAACUCUGGUCUAUGACCAAGGAAGGUGCUAGAUGCUUGUCUCAAACAUAUGCCAUUGAAUCCCAAUCAUUCGCCCUACAUGCAACAUCGAUCAUUAGUGACCAAGGUUUAAAGACCAUGGGCACCGAGGGCAGUAUUAUAAUGGGUAGUUCAGGAGGCGGUAGCUCAGCUAUUUUUGGGCCCGAUGGAAGAAUGAUAUCUCAAGACCUCCCAGAGAACGAAGAAGGAAUUAUCUAUGCGACACUGGAUGUGGAUGAAAUUCUGAAGUCUAAAAGCUUCCUUGAUGUAUGUGGCCACUACAGUAGGCCUGACAUGCUUUGGCUUGGUGUUAGCGCUGAGGUUAAGAAGCACGUGCAACACAAAGAGUAA
This is a messenger RNA of Fusarium venenatum, 978 nucleotides long. Its product is annotated as carbon-nitrogen hydrolase. The record is from RefSeq and is a predicted model, not a curated record. NCBI's taxonomy places the organism in Eukaryota, Fungi, Ascomycota, Sordariomycetes, Hypocreales, Nectriaceae. Gene Ontology annotation, molecular function: catalytic activity.